UGUUGAAGGGAGACCGGAGGAAAAUAGAAAAACACACGACACCGGUCCCUGUAUAAGGGAGCAGUUUCGACUUAACCGAAUAUUUCAUUUCAAAUAUACAUUAUUUUAGGGAAUUUUAGUGGUAUUUUAUUUUAAAAAAUACUGGUGGAGGAAAUAUUAUAACAAAAAGCAGGACGUAAGCGCAAGGAGGGGGUGAGAGGAAAAUGGAGUUGGAGGAUGGAGUUGUGUACCAGGACGACCCGGGGACGUCGGCUAUGAUGUCGGAGCGGGUAUCCGGCCUGGCCGGCUCCAUCUACCGCGAGUUCGAGAGGCUUAUCUGCAAGUACGACGAGGACGUGGUGAAGGAACUGAUGCCACUGGUCGUGGCGGUGUUGGAGAAUUUAGACUCCGUUUUCGCGGAGAACCAGGAGCACGAAGUGGAGCUGGAGUUGCUCAAGGAAGACAACGAACAGCUCAUAACCCAGUAUGAGCGGGAGAAAGCGCUGAGGAAACAUGCAGAGGAGAAGUUCAUCGAGUUUGAGGAUUCCCAGGAACAGGAGAAGAAAGAACUGCAGGGCCGAUUUGAGUCGCUGCAGUCACAUGCCCGACAACUUGAGCUUAGGACCAAGAACUACGCUGACCAGAUCAGCAGGUUGGAGGAGCGUGAGGCGGAGCUGAAGAAAGAGUUUAACUCCCUCCAUCAGAGACACACUGAGAUGAUCCACACCUACAUGGAGCUCCUGGAGCGCAGCAAACUCCAGCAGCUUGGAGAAGGAGCUGAGACCGGAACACUCGGGAGAAUCCGCUGUGUAUAUUCCCAGACCUGCUGGCUGAGACCGGGGCUGGGUAGCGGUGGUGUGUGUGUGUGUACGCGGCGGUGUGUGUGUGUACGCGGCGGUGCGCGGCGGUGUGUGUACGCGGAGAUGAGUCCGCGCUGCAUGCUGCUGUUUGUGUUCGGCUGCGUGGGGGGCGCGGUGGUUAACGCGGCCGUGGUGGUGUCGCUGUCCGUGCUGCUGCUGGUGCAUUACUCCGUCUCCACCGGCAUCCCUGCCAUCACUCAGUCUCUGCCCCGGAUCCGCAGGAAGGAGAGGCCACUGUCCCUGGGAAUAUUCCCGCUGACCACAGGGGGCGCUGUUCUCACCCCUGAACCUCAGAGGAAGGCGGAUACUCCUGUCGCAGAGGCAUGGAAGUGCAACAACCUCAACCAAUCACGCGGCGGCACCAGCCUCAAGCAGCCGGAGUCUGAGGGUCUAAAGGGAAAGAGCUCGCAGGAUGCCUGGGCCAACUCGUUGGCUGAGGAGAGCAAGGAUGAGCUGUCUAAUGUCAGCUACGGGACCACGCCCAUGUCCGGCACGGACACACCUCAGAAAGAGAAGGGGUCUAAGGGGAUGAACAUCACCUGUAAGAACAUUGAGGUCCAAGCAACACCAGGCACCAGGUCUGUGUCUGCAGGUGCUGCAGAAAAUGAGACUUCAGAUGUGCAGGCCAUCAUAGAGUCCACACCUGAGCUGGAUAUGGACCUGGGAGGCAGAGGACCCAGCUCUCCGUCCAAAGGCUUUGAGAACCUGGCCUUCGACCGGAACACGGACUCCCUGUUUGAGGAGCUCUCCUCAGCUGGGACCGACCUCAUCGGGGAUGUGGACGAGGGGGCGGACCUGCUGGGAAUGGGCCGUGAAGUGGAAAAUCUCAUCCUGGAAAACACACAGCUGCUGGAGACCAAAAACGCGCUGAACGUGGUGAAGAAUGACCUGAUGGCGCGCGUGGACGAGCUCGGGUGCGAGAGAGAGGUUCUGCAGGGCGAGCUGGAUGUGCUCAAACAGGCCAAGGGUCGUCUCGAGGACAAGAACCGCGACCUGGAGGAGGAGCUAAAGAAGGUUCGGGCUGAAAUGGAGGAGGUCAAACAGAAGUCUAAAGAGGAGGAAGAUGGAGACCUGCCCACGGCGCAGAGGAAGCGCUUCACGCGUGUGGAGAUGGCGCGCGUGCUGAUGGAGAGGAACCAGUACAAGGAGAGGCUGAUGGAGCUGCAGGAGGCUGUGCGCUGGACCGAGAUGAUCCGAGCCUCCAGGGAGAACCCAGCACUGGCAGAGAAGAAGAAGUCCAGCAUCUGGCAGUUCUUCAGCCGGCUCUUCAGCUCUUCCUCCAGUAAUGUGGUUAAGAAACCCGAGCCGUCCUUUAACGUGAAGUUCGGCGCUCCGGGCUCCCAUUCCGGAUCCACGGGGAUGAAGAGGAGCAAAACUCUGUCCGAGCUCCCCGGCGAUAAAUCCAAAGUGUUCGACUUCCUCCACGAGGAAGGCGCGGGCAGCCCGGGGUCGCGCCGGGAGCACAGGAGAGCGGCGCACAGGCAGGUGAAGCCGCAGGUGCAGAAACAGGACGGCCGCGUGCAGGCCCACGGCUGGAGCGUCCCGCACAAAAACAAGGCCACCAAUGGCGGCCAGGCGGAGAGCAGGAUGAAGAACCUACCUGUACCCGUGUACCUGAGGCCCCUGGAGGACAGAGGCACGUCGAUGAAGGUGUGCUGCGCCGCGGGCGUCGACCUGUCAGGGGGGAGGGCCCUUGACAAGGACUCCGUUGCUGGGGACGUUGCCGGAGAAGACACAAAAAGCCAGAAGCAGAGGAAGGGUUCACAAGGCAGUUUGGAGCAGCCGGAGCAGGACCCCCAGGAGCGGGACACAGAGCUGUCCGAGGAGCCGUCGAGCCUGGUGUGGAUCUGCUCCAGCUCCCAAAAUGAGGCCAAGAUCACCGUCCUAAACGCCAAGCACCCAGGACACCCCCUGCAGUCCUUCCCUGCCCACAGCAAGCACAUACUCUGCAUCUGCAGCGUUCCAGGUGUUCAGGACACAGACUACCCUGUAGGAGAGGAGAUCCCUCUGCAGUCGCAAGAUGACGUCUCCAUGUCAAGCAAUGAAGGCAUGCUGGGUAACAUCACAGCGGUGGGCUGUACAGCGGAGGGAGGGGAGGGGGAGACGGCCAUCGCCAUGGCAUCCAGCACCCCGCAACCAGAGCCCAGGACAGAGCCCUGCCCCUCAGAGGAUGAUGUCACUGCUGCAGAGGAGGCCACUGAGGCCACAGAAGCCAGUGAAGGGGGUGGAGAGGGAGAGGCGGGAGAGGGGGAGGGGCUUGACAUCAACCGGCCAAUCGUCUUCACAGAACAUGUGUUCACCGACCCACUGGGGGCUCAGAGCACAAAAGAUGCCCCACCUCACCCCUACGUGCAGAGGGAGGGGGAGGGCGGCGGGGGGGCUGAGCAGGUGGGGAGUGAGGAAGCAGAGCCUCUCGUCAGCAGCGCCCUGCCUACCGUGUGGCUGGGGACCCAGAGUGGAGGCCUCUUUGUGCACUCCUCCGUCUCGCAGUGGAAGAGGUGUCUCCAUUCCAUUAAGCUGAAGGACUCUGUGCUCUGCAUUGUCCAUGUGAAGGGUCGUGUGCUGGUGGCUCUGGCUGAUGGAACAUUGGCCAUAUUUCACAGAGGCUCUGACGGCCAGUGGGAUCUGACCAACUACCACCUGCUGGACCUGGGCCGGCCUCACCACUCCAUCCGCUGCAUGGCUGUGGUCCAUGACCGCGUGUGGUGUGGGUACAGGAACAAGAUAUACGUGGUCCAUCCCAAAACCAUGAGGAUAGAGAAGUGCCUGGAUGCGCACCCUCGGAGGGAGAGCCAGGUGAGGCUGCUGGCCGGGGCGGGGGACGGGAUCUGGGUGUCCAUCCGGCUGGACUCCACGCUCCGCCUCUUCCACGCACGCACCUACCAGCACCUGCAGGACGUGGAUAUCGAGCCCUACGUCAGCAAGAUGCUGGGCACAGGGAAGCUGGGAUUCUCCUUUGUUCGGAUCACCGCUCUGAUGGUGUCCAGCAGCCGCCUCUGGAUUGGAACUGGGAAUGGCGUGAUCAUCUCCAUCCCGCUCACAGACACAGACAGAGCCACGCCGGGGGCGGGGAAUCGGCCGGGCGGCGCCGUGCGUAUCUAUAGCGACGAGCACGGCGAGACCGAGGCUGCGGGCGAAUCGGUGCCCUUCUGCUCCAUGGCCCACGCCCAGCUUUGUUUCCAUGGACACAAGGAUGCCGUCAAGUUCUUCGCUGCCGUUCCAGGUCAGGUGAUUCCCCCAGCGGGGCCUGAAGGGGAUCCUGGCGCUGAGGGGCCAGGCUCCAUGGCUUCUGAGUCCCUGACUGACGAGCUGGUGAGGCCCAUGCUGGUCAUAAGUGGAGGAGAGGGAUACGUGGACUUCAGAGCCGGGGAUGACGGGGGUGAGACGGAGGAGCAGGACGAGUCUAAACCGCCGGCCCAGCCCGCCACCGAACGCAGUCACCUGAUCGUCUGGCAGGUCAUGUGACCACAGCAGGCCAUGUGACCCCCAGCUCCGUCCGUCCUGAGGAAGAGGAAGGCCUGUGCGCCCUGCCGAGGAGGCUCAAAGGCUCUGCACGUUUCUUUUUGAUAUUCAAAUUAUAAUUGUUAAACAUUUUUAUUCCUGUUGGUGAAAAUGAUUUCAUCUUUUUUUAAAUUUUUUUUAUCUCUUUUAUCUCUCUGAUGUGUACUUUUAUUUGACCAUUUAAAUCCUUUACGGAGUGAAAGGGAUUCAGUGAUUGGACACAGUUACUUGCGGCUCCUCCCACUCUUUUCUUUUUUUUUGGGGAACGAGCUAACAAGUGCAUGCACCUGUCCUGCCUGUACUACCCACUCAUACCAAUAUACGUUCAGACUAACAACAUUUUUUUUGUACUUUUUAGACUUUUUCUGUGUGUAAAUACACCAUAAAUAGCAGCAGAUUAACAAGUUUUAAGUAACACAAAAAAAUUACGGUCUUCUUUAAUGCCUUUUCUGUCCACGUUUUCUACUUUUCAUCUUUAAAGGGAAACUUGUAUUUGUUUCACAGGGAAACUAAAAUGUAACUCGCCAUGUUACAGAUAUUUAACCACACACCACUAGCUAUCGUUUUCUCGACUUUCUCAAUCUUGACUUAUUGAUUUUAUGUUUUGUCAAAAAUGCAAUCUGAAACUUUUAAAAUGUAUUUUUUGUACUUUUGUCUGUAAGACGAUUGAAUAUGUUUGUUCUCUGUAAUAUGAUGGAAGUUACAUGUAUUGUCUGUAAGCGGGGGUUGGGGAUAAGAACAGAACAUAUCACAGUGUCAUUCCAGUAUUUAUUUUUUAUGAAUGAACCUUUGUGGAUCAAGGAUUUAAAUUUGUACAUGAAUUGUAUAUUAGACAUAUAUUGUUUAAAAAAAGGAUCUCUUGUACGGUAUGGUUUGUGGGUGCAAAUUGUGAUCAUGGAGAUGGAUAAAAGUUCUAGAGGCAAAGUGACUACUAUGCUGAGACAAGUUACCAGACUGCACAUUUGUUGUACUGAGCUAUGCAUGUUUCAUAAACACAAACACCGCAGUUUAUGUCUUGUGGCCAGAUUUGUUAUGGCCACCGGUUUUUAUUUUUUGGGGGGGAAGUCUGCUAGCUAACAUUAGCCUUUCGCUAAUACAGACAUGGAAUUGAGCUUAAAGGAAAUUACAUUCCCAGGAAUAGCCAAUGGUAAUGACUGUUAAUAUCAUUCAUAUAAUUCAUUGAAUUACCCAGCAAGUUUAUAGCCGUGUGAACUGUAACAGAAAGUAUACCUAAUCCUCCAUGAACUACCUUUCCCAGUGUUUUGUGUUAGGCACAAUCCUUUAAUAUUAACUGAGUCAGACUGGUAUGCCUGGCAUGUGUGGGUGAACCUCUGAAGGCAAUCUGUUACGAAAGUUUCAAUAUUUUUAAUAUGGUCCUUUUCCAGUCUGCUUUGCGAUGGGUAGGCUAAGGUUGGCUAAUGGACUAGUGUUUGGCACAUAUCCUGUUCCGUAAAGCUCCAUAUUUGGUUAGCAGGUGUGCCUAAAGCCCCCAGUGGCUUGUUGCCGUGGCAGCAGUGUCUGCUGUUAGGUUUGUAGCUGAAAGGCGUCAUGGCCUUAAUUUUCAUAGCAUAUUAAACAUGGGGAAUUUA
Molecule: messenger RNA, 5929 nt
Organism: Conger conger (European conger)
Lineage: Eukaryota; Metazoa; Chordata; Actinopteri; Anguilliformes; Congridae
Product: C-Jun-amino-terminal kinase-interacting protein 4-like
Exons: 32
Coding region: 204-4304 (1366 amino acids)
Biological process (GO): vesicle-mediated transport
Cellular component (GO): cytoplasm
Molecular function (GO): MAP kinase scaffold activity; kinesin binding; signaling receptor complex adaptor activity
Source: RefSeq, a predicted model, not a curated record